GCUCGGGGGAAUCAGUCAGGUGUGGACGAGGUAUGAGGGGAGGCAGGGAUGGAGCCGCACUCGUGACAGCGGUGCCGAGCGCUCACGCGCAUCCCUCCUCCCGCCGAGAUGCAGCAGGGCCGGCCAUCCCUCUGCUGCGUCUCCACCAUCCGCAGCUCGCAGGGACCACCCGAGCCAGCCGCCGCUGCCGCCUCUGCUCACUUCAGCUUCUGCCGCAGCCUCCUGGAGCACACGGUGUCGGCCGAGAACCUGAGCUACCGCCUGCAGCGCGCCGCGGGCAGCAGCCUCACCUGGCACGACGGCCGCAGCCAGCGCCCCGACGGCCCCGGGCGCACCGUCAAACUCCUGCGGCAGCCGGGCACCGAGGGCUCGCAGGUCCGUGGCUGUGACCACUAUGGCAUCUACCACACCAGCCCCACGCUGGGCAGCCUGGUCAAGCCAGUGGUGCUGUGGACCCAGCAGGAUGUGUGCAAAUGGCUGAAGAAGCACUGCCCACACAAUUAUCUCAUCUACGUCGAGGCGUUCUCCCACCAUGCCAUCACAGGCCGGGCGCUGCUGCGGCUGAACGGGGAGAAGCUGCAGCGCAUGGGGAUCGCGCUGGAGGCGCAGCGCCAGGAGCUCCUGCAGCAGGUCCUGCAGCUCCAGGUGCGCGAGGAGGUGCGGAACCUGCAGCUGCUCAGCCAAGCUUCUUUUGGAAAUGUCUCCUAGCUGAUCCGUCUGUUUGGCAGAUUGCACCAACACUGUGAACCGAGCUCCGCUGGGAUGGGCUGUGCAUCGCCGAUACGAGACCUGAGCCACACGCUUGGAAUAAGAAGAGACAGCUUCCCAGACACUCCAGGGCUCCUCUCCUGCUUCUUCCUUCUCUUUCUUUUAAAGGAACACAUUCCUGUGCAGGGGUGGAAGGUUUCUUCCAGCAGACAUGGCUCUUGGCUGGAGGAAAAUCAGCAAACCAGCUGCUGGGACAGAUGAUGAACUUCCAUCCACCUGAGCCUGACAGUUCACAGGGAAAGAGAUGGAAAAAAGGAGAUGGCAAAAGGCAGGGCUCAGCACUGUGGAGAAAGGGAAUGCAGGGAUUCCAGGGACAGCUCGGAGCCAUGUGCAGGACACUGAAGCAUUAUGCACUUGGGCAACAUCCCAGCACCCAGCAAAUCGUGUCCAUGCCUUGGAGCUUAUUUAGGGAGCUUUGGUUUCCUCAUCAGACUGGGCUGCCUUCCAGCGGCCGGGGAGGUGACGUUAUCGGUAGCAAAUAAGAUGAUACAACCAGCCAAAAAAUUCACAGCGGGGCCAAGACCCCAGCACCCAGCUCCACUUGGUGAGUUAAAAAGGGAGCUGAGUCAUCAGAGCCGGAAAAUCUGCAAGUGAAAGCAGGCUGGAUGCACCAGGAGGGUGCCACGGCUGGGAGGAAGCUGUGCCAAGAGCUCAUCCUUCAUCAGCAGGCAGAGGGAGAGCCCAUGCAGGGCUGGGGGCAGCAGGCUGGGGUGCUGCUGGGUGGUUGUGGGGCUGGGGUGCCCCAGCUCCCAUCCUGGUCCUGCUCUGCUCCAUGGUCCCACCAGCUCUCAGAGCUGUGCUCAUCCAGGCAUUGGCAGGUUCCUGUCCUGACCUCCUGCCAAGGGCUGGUGAUGGUGCCACCAAAGCCAGGCACCUUCCUGAUGACCUUCACCAUCAUUACAGUCAAAGUGUUUGCUGUCAGGUCCCCAUCUCCCAAACUCUCCCAUACAGAGCUACAGAUUGCCCUUGUGGGUAGAUAAGGAAAAUCCAUGUGUAAAUCAGGAUUUUGGGCCAGGGUGGAUGCUGUCACCUCCCCACAUUCCACCUCAAGUGAUGAGGGUAGGGCUGUGGGUCAUGGGGGUCCAAAAACAGCAGCCCUAAACCCCCUGGGGCACUGGGAUGUGGAGGCAGGUCACGGUGCUCCCUGGCUGGGCAUCCUCCUGCCUGCUUCUCUGCUGGUAAUAAAUUAGAGAC
Molecule: messenger RNA, 1962 nt
Organism: Melospiza melodia melodia
Lineage: Eukaryota; Metazoa; Chordata; Aves; Passeriformes; Passerellidae
Gene: SAMD10
Product: sterile alpha motif domain containing 10
Exons: 5
Coding region: 109-708 (199 amino acids)
Biological process (GO): cell surface receptor protein tyrosine kinase signaling pathway
Cellular component (GO): cytoplasmic side of plasma membrane
Molecular function (GO): protein binding
Source: RefSeq, a predicted model, not a curated record